AGAAAUCCAAUUCUGAAUCCUAACCCCCCCCCCUCUGAGAUGGGAGCAGGACAUUUUCUAAUUUUCCUUCUUGCAGCAGGGACAGUACAGGGUGCCAAGGAAUCUCUGGAAAUUAUUCCUAUAAAUGGGAACGUGGAAUUGAAUACACAGGCCUAUUUUCUUUGCAAAGUGAGAGGAGGUGGAGAAGCCACUCUGACUUGGACCGAUCCAGAUGGGAAUGAAAUUGAAGAGGAUUCAGAGCCUUACCGGGUGAAGGUCAUUGAUGAAUUGUCCAAGGGGCUAGAGAUGACCCUCACUCGUCCAGAUCAGGGUGGGAUUUUCAAGUGUGAUGGAGAAUUUGAGUCCGGAAAAACGGCUACUCAUCAAAUUGAAAUCCACGUGAUUCAGAGACCUACCUUCGUGAAGACAAUGGAUCUUGUGAAGGAAGUUCACGAGGGGCAAAAGGUAGAAUUCAGCUGCCUGGUGAAAGGAAUACCACCACCAACAAUUAGAUGGAUUUUUGGAAACCAGGACGUCAAAAAUAUUAAGGAAA
Molecule: messenger RNA, 532 nt
Organism: Thamnophis sirtalis
Lineage: Eukaryota; Metazoa; Chordata; Lepidosauria; Squamata; Natricidae
Source: RefSeq, a predicted model, not a curated record